Ceratosolen solmsi marchali is the source of this 2001-nucleotide messenger RNA. RefSeq names its product nuclear pore complex protein Nup98-Nup96. The record is from RefSeq and is a predicted model, not a curated record. Bases 63 to 1964 code for a protein of 633 amino acids. NCBI's taxonomy places the organism in Eukaryota, Metazoa, Arthropoda, Insecta, Hymenoptera, Agaonidae. Gene Ontology annotation, molecular function: metal ion binding. The transcript is spliced from 8 exons.
UGUAUUGUGUAUCGUCUGUUUAUUAAGGACGUUACAUUUUAGUAAUUUUAGUAAUAAUUAAAAUGGUACUUUGUAAAUUUUUUCAACAAGGCAGUUGCCGAUUUGGUCAAUAUUGUAAAUUUGAACACAGUUUUGGGAAUAGAAGUAAAACUUUCGGAGAUGAAAAGAACAUAGCUUUAAUGGUGGCCGAAGAUAUUCUAAAUGCUGAAAGAGGCAGACAAUGGCUACUUUCUUGCUAUGGACCGUUCAAGGAGCGAAAGUGUAUUCCAGGCAUGGAAGACGUAUCGCCAGAGGAAGUCCGCUGGGAAAUGUAUCAAGCACAGAAAAAUGGCACAGCAGAUCAAAUAAAUGCUCAAUUUCAACAAAUGUGCGAGACAAUGAAAACCAAACGCGAUGCUUUGAAAAAUCCAACAUCUGCAAUCGUUCAGUUAUUGGAAGAAAUACAGAAUUCAGGGGCGGAGAAUACCUCGUUUGGUAAUAAUUCUAAAUUAAAUAAAGGAAAUUUUGCUUUUGGAACACCACAAUUGGGUAUUUCAAAUACUAAUCAAACGUCGAGCGUUUUUGGACAGAAGUCUUUUGGAGCAUCAAACAAUCCCUUUGGCAAUAGUACUAGUAGUAGUAGCGGCGGUAGCUUCAAUUCAAUGCAAGCAUCAUCCUCAAUUUUUGUUAGGCCUACUACUUACAAUUCAAAUUCCGUAUUCGGAGGGAAACCAAGUUUUGGAAGUGCUCCGGUGUUUGGUAGUCCAUCCGCUACUGGCACUUCCAUUUUCGGAAAUGUCAAUAAGUCUGCGGCACCAGCGUUUGGCUCGGUGCAAAAUGCUCCUAGUUUUGGUGGCUUGGCCUCUCAAGGCUCGUUAUUUGGUAGCGGUGCUUCGGCUCAGUCGGGCUUCGGUCAGCCCGCGACCUUUGGCGCCAGCAGUGGUCAGGCGAGCGGCAGCUUCCUGAAGGCUCAGGGCUCGCAGCCGUCGGUGUUCGGAUCCGUGGUCGCAACACCCGUCCAGCCCGGCAACGUGUUCGGGGCUGCGAUCCCAGGAGCCGGCGUCACCACGACCGCCCAGAGCUCCGUAUUCGGCGCGAAUCCUGGCUCGAGCCCGGCGUCCGGUACCGGACUCUUUGGACAGACGACGACGACCAAUGCAGCCUUCGGCGGUGCGCCCGUCUUCGGCGGGACGAGCACCUUUGGCACUGCUCAAGCCCAGACUGGAGGUGGUGGAGGUGCCGGGACCGGUGGCUCGAUGUUCGGUGGUCAGUCCGCUUUUGGAGGGACUAACGCCGUUUCGUCGUCAUCAAGCAGCGUGUUUGGGGGGUCGAAUAGUGUCACCUCCAGCUUCGGAGUCAUUGCCCAGACGGCCAAUGCGGGGGCCGGUUUCGGGGUUGCUGCUCCAGCCGCUUCCACGAAUGCCUUCGAGGCAACGACGAGUUCGGCACCCUUCGGCACCCCCAUAUCUACCGCCGCUGGGCCCUUUGGCGCACUCAACACUACUGCUCAAAGUCAUUUCGGCACUGGGAUGUCAUCGUACUCCAAGGGUGUGUCCUUCGGCUUCGCGGCGCCUGCGACGGAGGCCGGCAGCAUUUUUGGGACGUCGGUUACGACAUCGACGUUCGGCGGGACAGGAUUCGCGAGUCCUCAAGCGGGAAGUAGUGUAUUCGCAAGAUUAACAACGACGGCGACGACGACGACGACGACGACGACCGCUGCAUCCGUCGGCAAUGUCUUCUUAGCAAAACCUCAGCAGCAGGGCGUCGUUUCGCCAUUUGGGAUAGCCUCCACGCAGAGCAGCUCCCAGGGGAUCUUUGCUACCCCGACAGCCAGUGGAUUCGGUAUCGCGAUAACGGUGAUGAUCGACGAGACAGCCUACAGUGCUGAGAAUGUGCUCACCGACGACGAGAAAGCCGCUUACCGCAUGAACCUCUUUUCCGAGGGUCAUAUACCCAUACGACCACCUACCAAAGAGCUCAGCUAAGAAAAUAUUAUCGUAAAUUGGCUUACAGUCGUCGGGG